GAUGCUCCAAGAGGAGCAUCCAGACCUGUGUCCAGUCAACAGAAGCGACCGGCCACCGAGCCUGACUGACCAUGGCCCUGUCAGCUCUGUGGCGCCGCUCUGUGAGCUGGAGAUCAGCCCUGACCCGGCUCGUGCAGCUCUUCCGCUCCCCCCAAACCUCCGGCACCAAAGGCUCAGCCAACCUGCCUCCACCAGCCCCACUGGCAAGCAGCCCCGGUGUUGCUGUCCCAUCAAACACUGCCCGGGGGGGGGCCCAGGGCAGUGGGAAGCCCCUGGCUGGGGCAGACCAGAGUGCCCCCCCGGGUCAACUGCAGCCCUACGACCAUCAGGGGAGAGCAGUGGCCCCGGUCCCACCAGCGCGGCACAGCCAGCGCAGCCCUGCCAGCUCAGCCAACCCCUCCGGGACAGCCCUGGGCAGUGGCAGCCCCCCAGACAGGAGCACCCCCAUGGAUGUGGACGCCACCCCAGUGCUUAACAUCAGCCUGGCCAGUGACGUCUCCAUGGAGGAGGACGCCCCCCGCGGCUGCGACCUCUCGCUGGCCAGCGACGUCUCCAUGGAGGAGGACGCCCCCCGAGGCUGCGACCUCUCGCUGGCCAGUGAUGUUGCCAUGGAGGAGGACACCCAGCAGCACGUGGGGACAGGCCUGCCUCCACCGCAGAGCAGCGUGUCCCCAGACGACACCAAGCUGGAAAGGCGGGGGGCGAAGAGGAAGAGGGGCUCUGAGCCAGGGGUUGCCAGCAAGAUCAAGGCUCCCGCAGCCGGGGCUGGGGCAGGAAGAUUGGCUUAG
Chiroxiphia lanceolata (lance-tailed manakin) is the source of this 788-nucleotide messenger RNA. RefSeq lists its product as uncharacterized. Lineage: Eukaryota; Metazoa; Chordata; Aves; Passeriformes; Pipridae. The transcript is spliced from 2 exons. The coding region runs from base 72 to 788 and encodes 238 amino acids. The record is from RefSeq and is a predicted model, not a curated record.